Molecule: messenger RNA, 2140 nt
Organism: Archocentrus centrarchus (flier cichlid)
Lineage: Eukaryota; Metazoa; Chordata; Actinopteri; Cichliformes; Cichlidae
Gene: zmat3
Product: zinc finger, matrin-type 3
Exons: 6
Coding region: 1-1485 (494 amino acids)
Molecular function (GO): zinc ion binding; nucleic acid binding
Source: RefSeq, a predicted model, not a curated record
AUGGCGCUGCAGCUUAAGAGCGGGGAUGCCGCGUACUACCAGAGUGCAGAAUACUGCAGAAACUACACUUCGGCGCCUGUCAGCUACGGUGACAGCAGCCAUUAUCUCGCCCGAUUGCCAGGUCCAGAAACCAUGUUGAAGCCUCCUCUGAGUCUCUUCAGCCAUCCUCAGCAGCCUUUCCAACACAUUGACUCGCUACAUCAAUUGGGACCUCCACCAAUGGCACCUGCACAUCCUCUUGGUCCACCACCCAUUGCCCCUGCUCAGUCUAUUGGACCCCCAACUAUGGCUCCCGGCCAGAAUCUAGGCCCCCCUCCCAUAAAUGCACCUCACACAUUAAGGCCUCCCCACAUUACUCCGCCACACACUUUAGGCCCCCCUCCAAUGCCCCCAGCUCAGUCACUGGGGCCUCCACCAAUGGCACAUACUCUGGGGCCCCCACCAGUAGAUCACACACAAGCAAUAGUGCCUCCAACCAUGGACCUCACACAGCAGUUGGGGCCUCCACAUCUAAACCCCGCACAAGCACUGGUGCCUCCACCUGUAGUGGCACCUACAGCAGGUCGAUUUCCCCUCCCUCCCAGCCCCUUGUCCUCACCUCCUGCUCCUGGUCCUGACCCUUCACAGAUGCCCCCAAGGCCCCCAGGACCAGCCCUCAUCCCAGCCCCAGUGUCCAGCCUCAUCUGCGGUCCACUCCCAGGUCAGGCAGCCCCAGCCAGUGAGCAACCUCAGGAUGAGGGCUCCUCGCUGGGGACAGAGGAGCAGGAGGACUCUCUGGGACUGGAAGAACUGUGUAAACCGCUGUACUGUAAACUCUGCAACGUCACCCUCAACUCCGCUCAGCAGGCACAGGCUCACUACCAGGGAAAGAACCACAGUAAAAAGCUCAGAAAUUUCUACGCUGGCAGUCAACAGCCACCAGCUAUCAGGAUCCCAGAAGCCCUCGAGACCGCAGGCCAGACAGCCCUCAGCUCAGGAUCCAGCGACAAUGACACAGGCAGGCAGGCGCUGUAUAAGGGGGCGCCCCGGGUCAUCUUGGCCACAGAGAAUGACUAUUGUAAAUUGUGCGACGCCUCCUUCAGUUCACCAGCAGUUGCGCAGGCCCACUACCAGGGCAAGAACCAUGCCAAGAAACUGCGGCUGGCUGAGGCCCAACAGAACUCGAGUAACAUGGAAAGCAGCAAUGAGGCAACUCCAAGAAGGAACAGGAAAGACGGCAGUGAGUACCGGCUGGUGAAAAACCGUCGCAGCCCACAGGUACCUGCUGCCAUGCCAGGGCCUUACUACAACCCCAGACCGAGGCAGCGCAUCCCCCGGGACUUGGCCAUGUGCGUGACUCCCAGCGGACAGUUCUACUGCUCCAUGUGCAACUGCGGAGCCGAGCAGGAGACGGACUUCAGGCAGCAUUUGGAGAGCAAACAGCACAAAGCAAAAGUGUCGGAGCUAAGAUACCGCCAUGAGAUGGAGAACCUCGGCUACAGCUAAGAGACACAAGAGGCAAAGGAAGACAAAAUGUAGAGAGUACAAGAACACAAGGCAGGAAAAUCAAAAUGCCACCUUGGUUUUGAAGAGCAUAUUUAGUGAUGCGAUUACAUCUUUUUGCACUUAAUUUGAUAUAUGGAUCAAACACAUAAUCUUUCAAUUUGAUAGCAAAUAUAUAAAUAUGCAGUAGGUGGCUGGUUGUGGCUCAGGUGGUCGAUCAGAUUGUCCACGAAGUGCUGGGCUGACAGUUUGAUCCCCAUUUCCUGAUAGACAGGCCAUCUAUUCCUGUCCCAUCUGCUCUGCUACAGGAGGCUAAAAUUGGAUUCUGUUAAUCCUCAUAUUACUCUAGAAAGUCACUUAGUGUAUUUAAUCAGGCUGCAACAUGCAGAGAAAAUAGUUUUUUUUUUUAAAUCUCAAACUUUGAACAAAAAAUCUGUUUUCAGGCACAGAAUCAGAUUACAUUUUUAAGCCAUGACCCUUUCUUACACUUUUUCUGCUCCAGUUCCUCCAAAGCUUUAAGUGGGUUGCAUUCUGACUCAGGGCACCAGUAAAUGCAAAAGAAAUGCAAAGAAAUGUGGAAGGAAGAAAAUCUGUUUUUUAGCAGAAAAGCCAGGAGGAGGGUCGAGAUGCUUCAGCAGAGUAAAAGACGUCCAGAAGG